GCCAAUUGCCAAACGUCCACAUCCAACCCCAUUACGUGUCCCAAAACAUAAAAAACCCUUCCUUUGCUCUGUUCACCGUUUCAUUUGAAUUUGCUCACUCUUGUAGUUGUAAGUCACAAGCUUGCGGUUCAUCAUAGGAGUUGAGUUAUGGGGAAGAGGAAAGCAAAAUCAAAGCCUGCUCCAAAGAAACGAAUGGAUAAGCUUGACACUGUCUUUAGCUGCCCUUUCUGCAAUCAUGGGACCAGUGUUGAAUGCCGCAUUGAUAUGAAGAACUUGAUUGGGGAAGCUUCAUGCAGGAUAUGUCAAGAGAGCUUUAGCACUACCAUCACAGCUUUAACAGAGGCAAUAGACAUAUACAGUGAAUGGAUUGAUGAAUGCGAACGGGUUAACAACCUAGAAGAUGAUGGUGCUUAGUGAUUGUAGGAAUCCACUUCUAAUGGUGUCAAAUGGAGUAACUGCCCAUCUUUAUUUCUCCAGUAUGUAAUUAUAUCAGAUUUUUUUUAGCACUGGUUUAACCACAAGCUUAGUUCCUACAUACACUCUUAGCAGAGGAAAUGCAUGUACACAAGAACAUCGGAAUAAUUUUGUCUCUUUAGAUGAAGUAACUUUGAUUGGAAGUCGUACUUUAGUUUGUUAUUGCAUUA
Molecule: messenger RNA, 644 nt
Organism: Cajanus cajan (pigeon pea)
Lineage: Eukaryota; Viridiplantae; Streptophyta; Magnoliopsida; Fabales; Fabaceae
Product: transcription elongation factor 1 homolog
Biological process (GO): transcription elongation by RNA polymerase II
Cellular component (GO): transcription elongation factor complex
Molecular function (GO): RNA polymerase II complex binding
Source: RefSeq, a predicted model, not a curated record